Molecule: messenger RNA, 2406 nt
Organism: Penicillium samsonianum
Lineage: Eukaryota; Fungi; Ascomycota; Eurotiomycetes; Eurotiales; Aspergillaceae
Product: DUF3824 domain-containing protein
Exons: 3
Coding region: 1-2406 (801 amino acids)
Source: RefSeq, a predicted model, not a curated record
AUGUCGUACACUUACAGAGACCGCGAACGAGACUGGGACGAGACCCGUCCCGUGUCAAUCAAGCGCUACGUCAUUUCUCCUGAAGACGAGCGUCGAGAUGACCGUCGAGAUGACCGUCGAGACUUCAUGUCGAGACACGAUGACUCCUUUGGCGGCGAGCGCGAGCUGGUGAUCCGGCGCAAAACGGAUCGAGAAGAGCCUGUGACCGUUUCGCGCUACGAGCGAGAGGUGGAGUAUGAGCCACCCACACGCUACGAGAGAGACUACUACGAUCGUGAGUACCUAAAUCCCUACACCAAUCGUCCACACUCCCGGUCCAUGGAUUCCCUGGCCCGAAUGGAGCAGUCCCCUACUGCUACUACCAUUGGCACCCGAAAACAAUCCGUACUUAUUCGUGAAGCCCGCACUUCGUAUACCAGCCCCCGUGACUCCGAGUAUGACGUCGUGCGCCGUUCCGAGGCCGACGAGGACCCGUAUUACUACCACCGUCACCGUCGAGUCCGCGAGUACGACGACCAUCGCUCUCGGCGUGAGCUGAGCCCUGAUGAUUCCGUUUCCCAGACUAGUCGCCGGCGCCGCGGUGAUCGUGAUCAGGACUACAGCAGCGAUGAUAGCAUGGUCUACAUCCGAAAGGAAACCCGCGACUAUGACGACCACCCUCACCACCGUCGUCAUAUGGCAGAGGGUGCAUUAGUAGGUGCUGGUGCGGCUGAAUUGUUCCGCAGCCACAGCAAAAAGGAUGGCGAAGUCAGCCAUGGCGCCAGCCGUAUUGGUAAAACUGUUGGUGCCGGUGCUCUUGGUGCAGUCGCUGUGAAUGCUGCAUCACAUGCUCGCGACUACUACCGCCGUAGCAAGAGCCGCCACCGUUCUCAUUCCUUUGAAGAUGACCGUUCUUCUCAUCGCCACAGCAGACAUGGCCGGAGCCGUCAUAGCCGCAGCCGUAGUCGCUCCCACUCGCACUCUCGUGCAAAGACUCUACUCGAGCUGGGAGUUGGUGCUGCGGCCGUUGCUGCUGGUGUGGCUGCAUUGCGUAGCAAAUCGAAAGCUGGAGACCGCAAAGGCCGAUCUCGCACUCGCUCCCGUUCUCGGGCUGUUAGCCGUGGUCGUUCGGAGAAAGAUGGAGAACAAGGUGAACGCAGCAUGUCUGAGCGCCGCAAGCACAUGGCUGGCGCUGGACUGGCCGGUGCAGCCGUGGCUGGCCUGGUUGAAAAGGUUCGCAGCCACUCGCGCUCUCGCAAGGGUGAGCGCUCCCGCUCCCGCAGUCGCAUGAGACAAGCUCUUCCCAUUGUGGGUGCCGGUCUUGCCACUGCUGCUGCCACCGGUCUCUACGAGAAGCAGAAGAGUGACAAAGAAGAAAAGGAGGGCUCGAGCCGGGGCCGCCAUCGCUCAAGGUCUCGCAGCCGCGCCCCGUCACAGUCCUAUCCUGACCCAGCUCGCGACUCGGCCGGCCUGAUCGAGUACGGCAACGAUCCAGUCGCAGGCAGUAUCCCAUCUGAGCACUACUAUGGUCAGCCCGGUGCGCCCUACUACGACGCACAGGAAGCCUACGGUGCCAGACGUCAUACCCGUAGCCGCAGUCGCAGCCGAGCCCGCUACAGCAGUUCAUCUGGUUCCGACCGCGAAGGUCACCGCCGACGAAGCAAGAAGCACCGCAGUCGCUCACGAGACCUCGCGGGCGCCGCCCUGGGCGCAACAGGGCUCGGCUAUGCCGCACACAAGUACAACGAGCGUCGCAAGUCUAAAGAGCGCGAACGCGAACACUCCAACUACCCCCCUCCACCCGGCGCUGCCCCGCCCCAGCCUUACGCCUACGGCGCUACGCCACCAGGACCGGGACCGGGACCGGGACCCGACCAGUACGCACCUCGGCCGCGUAGGGCUGAUGACAAUGUGAGCAGCUCCACCCUACCUACUGAUGCAAACCACGCGCACAAGGGUCUAAACAUCCACCCCUUUCCAACGUCUCCACACCGGUCAACUAGCCAACCGCCACAAGUCUCGAAAUCCGUCGCUUUCGCCUUGACGGAUCCCCCGCAAGAUCCUGGCUACGAGACUGAUGAUAGUGACUCUACCGUUGAACCAUAUUCAUCUUCGCAUCGCGGAGGUAAAAACUACCGUCGCGAUCGAGAUCGUGAUAGCCAUCAUCAUCUCCGCCGCUCCUCAUCCGUCCCUUAUCCACCUAUGCCCUAUCCCAGUCCUGCUUCCCCAUAUCACCAUCGACAUCACCCAUCAACCCCGAAACACCACGAGGGAAGAGCCCAGAACAAAGUCUCUGAAGCAGACUCUGACUCAACCAUCGACCUACCCAACCGCUUUGACGGGCAAGGUCGUCUUCUUCCCGAGCGGGAUCCUGCUGUGGAUAAAUUCGAGGACCUGGUGAAUAGGUUUACCAAGGUUCUGUUCUAG